UCGCAGGGAGAAAGCGGAUCCUAGCCGCCGCGACUCGUGUUUCCGCCCGGCAGCUAGAGCCGCGGGCCUGCUUCCGGAAGGCCUCUCAGCGUGUGUGCCGCUCCGCCGGUAUGGGGAAGGUUCGGAGGCUGCGGGCCCGAGUGCACCAGGCGGCCGUGAGGCCCACCGGAGAGUCAGCGUUCGGCCUCGCGAACCCCGCCCUGCCGGCGGCCUCUCCGCAGGCUGCAGUCGGCUCUGUUGGGGGGAAGGAUUGGAAUUUUGUUGGCACCGACAUCUUUGCCGGGACCAAGAUAGACCCUGGCGCCUUGGUUCAGAGGCUGGAGCUGGAUGAGAGGAGCCUGGCAUCCAUCCGGAGAGGUACAGAGACAAAAACCAUCCUGCCCAAGAAGGAAAAACUGAAACUGCGGCGGGAGCGGUGGUUGCAGAAAAUUGAGGCCAUAAAGCUGGCAGAGCAGAAGCGUCGGGAGGAGCGAAAGCGGCGUGCCACAGUGGUAGUGGGUGACCUACAGCCCCUGAAGGAUGCACUACCUGAGCUGCAUGAGUUGGAGGCCAAUGACCAGCGGCCCCCCAGGCGCAAGGUGAGCAGCAAGCCCCGGCCCGCGGAGCUCAGCCGGAUGAGCGCUGCCCAGAGACGCCAGCUCCUGGAGGAAGAAAGGACUCGGUUCCAGCAGCUCCUGGCCAGUGCGGCCUACAAAGCCAGCCCCCUGUUGGUUAUUGGGCAGCAGCUGGCCAAGCAGAUGCAGCUGGAAGGCAAUGACCAGCUCUGAGCCCUGUGGACCUCACACUAGUAGAUGCAUCUGGAGAGGGGACUGGCCGAGGACACCCCUCCCCAGUCUUGUUGACUCCUUGGGGCAAGUGAGGAGCAGAGUAUUGGGAAUAGUGAAAUGCUUUGCACCCUCUUCUGCACCCAGGGCCUGUCCUUUGGUUCAUCCCAGGACAGUGACGCAGUGGGCUUGGGGGGAACUGGCCAUCUGCUCAACAACCUUCAGAGACACAGCACAGUUUCUUUACUUGACCAGGUGGAGGCAUCUAUGUCGUCACGAAAGGUGUAAUCCUGAAUGCUCUAUGGGUGCCAUUGUUUACUCCCAGCUGCCCUUUCUGUGACACCAAGGCCCAGUUCUGAAGCACACUGCCUUCCCCUGCCUGCCAUCCUCCCCAUAGGCCUGCACUCUCCCUCCGAGGCUGGGGCCCCUCCCAUACUCCCUCCACCACUCAGGGCCUACCACUCACCACCUGUGUGCUCUCCUGGUGGCGAACAGCAGAGCAGUCCCCUGGACUGAGCAGACUCCGCCCAGGCAUGGCUUGGCCCUGGCCUCAGCUGCUCUGUGAGCAGGUCACCUCGUGUGGGUUGGUUGUCUGCCUGUGAGAACAUUUGCUGUUGAAUCCUCAUGUUCAGGAUGUGGGAAGUUUGGGGUGCUCCUCAGGUGUCCCCUAGUGCAAUGUAGGGACUUGCCCAUGAACUGAGGGCAGGCAGGGUAGGAGUGGGAGAUGUCAGCCUGAGGACCAGCAGUUUGUGUCUCCUGCCCCCAAAUGGUGCCCUGGGCUUCCUACCCUGGAUAAGUACAGACGAGGUGUCCUCAGGCACAGCGUGGACACUCUGAAAGGCAGGGGGCAAAUUAGGAAAAAAGGAGGACAGAGCACAGUAACAGGUCCUGGAUGCCCUCAGCUAGCUCAGCUGUCCCCAGAGCACCAGCCACCACCAGGCCACAUCUGCUGCAGGCACACAGUCCAGGUGCUCCUGGCUCAUGAGAAGCACUGCAGAGGUAGUUGUGGUAUCGGUGUCCACAGUAAAGCAAGUGUUGGGACAGCCUGUGGGGACACAGACAGUGCAGCGGGGCAGCCAGCAGGCAGGCCUUCACUCUCCGCUUCACACUUUUCUGUACAGUCUCUGGAGUUUUUAUAGUCAUUUUGUAUUUAUUAAAUGUUAUUUUAAGAGAAAACCUA
This is a messenger RNA of Tupaia belangeri chinensis (Chinese tree shrew), 1944 nucleotides long. RefSeq names its product SLX9 ribosome biogenesis factor (gene SLX9). Lineage: Eukaryota; Metazoa; Chordata; Mammalia; Scandentia; Tupaiidae. Gene Ontology annotation, cellular component: nucleolus; preribosome, small subunit precursor; 90S preribosome. The coding region runs from base 111 to 767 and encodes 218 amino acids. The record is from RefSeq and is a predicted model, not a curated record. Gene Ontology annotation, biological process: maturation of SSU-rRNA from tricistronic rRNA transcript (SSU-rRNA, 5.8S rRNA, LSU-rRNA). The transcript is spliced from 6 exons.